CUAAUUCUCAUUUACUGCAGGUGUUGGGUCCAGAGUUUAAAAAUCAAAUCAAUGUCAAAAGGGUGGAAAAAAUCCUCAAUCUUUAAUUACUAAACACAAUUUGUUUAUAGUUUAAAUGUUAAAUUAUUGUAUGUUUUAUGAAUUUUUUUAAAUAGCUGGAAGAGCUGGAUCAAUGGAUACUUGAAAUCGCAAGUCUUUAAGUACAUGUUGAAAUGCAAGGCUAACAUAAAAUACAAGUCUGUGCUUAAUCAUAUAAGAUAUGGAUUCUGCUAACAUACAGGAGUUACAGGCAGAUCUAGUUAGUGAUGAAUAUAUCCUGUUAGUGGAUCAUUACCCGGAAUUAAACAUCAAACCAGAGGCAGUCCAACUGGUAAAUGAAACACUUCAAUUUGUACAGACAUCUGAACAGGCAGAAACAAUUGAUACCACUGAAGAUGAUAACAAAUGCUCUGAUCAGAAACAAAGAUACAGUGAGGAUGAAAUGAUGGAGACAAAUAAGAUAUUGCAUCAGGAAUUUCAAAACAAAGUUAUGCAGAAUUCUGAAACUUAUCAGAAGAUGCUUGAAGAAAGACAAAGAUUACCAACUUGGGAAAUGAAGGACCACAUUACAGCAGCUGUGAAUAGGCACAAAGUAAUUAUAGUCAGUGGUGUGACUGGCUGUGGUAAAACUACCCAGGUACCUCAAUUUAUUUUGGAUGAGGCCUUGAGCAGUGAUAGUUUUAACGCUAAUAUAAUUUGUACUCAGCCACGCAGAAUCGCCGCUACAUCCAUAGCAGAAAGAGUGGCUGCAGAGCGGGAUGAAGUUCUCGGGAGAAUUGUGGGAUAUCAGAUUCGACUUGAAGGCGACAUGUCGCACUUAACUAGGUUACUGUUCUGUACUACAGGUAUUGUGUUGCGUCGACUUGAAGGUGACCCAAACCUGGAAGGAGUCACUCAUAUUAUUGUAGAUGAAGUACAUGAACGCUCAGAACAGAGUGAUUUCUUAAUACUGGUAUUAAAGAGACUGCUGGUACGGCGACCUGAAUUAAGAGUGAUUUUAAUGAGUGCCACAAUAAAUGCCAAACUUUUCUCUAACUAUUUUGACAACUGUCCAGUUAUAAACAUACCAGGUGGAAUAUUUCCUGUCAAACAGUUUUUCUUGGAGGAUGUGAUAGAAAAAACUAGAUUUAAUUAUGAAGAUAAGACUUUGGAACAUUGUAGUGAGCAAAUAGCUUCUGACGAAAUACCUGACUCCAAAUUAUCAAAAUAUCAGUUGCAACUGAGAUAUCCAGGUUACAGUUUCUCCACAAUCAACACUUUAGAUAAGAUGAAGUUUGAAAAACUCGAUUUUAAUUUAAUUGCACAUUUGUUGGAGUGGAUAGUUACAACUCAGCAUGAUGAGUUACCACUAGAUGGCGCCAUUUUAGUGUUUCUACCAGGCUAUGAGGAAAUUGAAAAUACCUAUAGCAAGCUUUUAGAUACAGAAGAAUUCAAAGAAAACAAGGACAAAUACAUCAUCAUACCUCUACAUUCUUCCUUUUCAUCAGAUGAACAAAGAUCUGUGUUUCAUAAAGCUAAACCAGGGAUCAGAAAAAUUGUCCUGUCCACCAAUAUUGCUGAGACGUCCAUUACCAUUGAUGAUGUUGUUUAUGUGGUGGAUGUGGGACGUAUGAAAGAGAUGAGCUACAAUCACAGCAGAAGAAUGAAAUCCCUGGAUUUAAUCUGGGUGUCCAGGACCAAUGCAGAGCAAAGGAAAGGAAGAGCAGGAAGAGUCCAGGAAGGAGUUUGUUUUCAUCUGUUCACAUCACACAUGUACAAACACAUUCUCAGACCACAUCCUGUGCCAGAAAUACAAAGAAACAGUUUGGAACAAGUUGUACUCCGAAUUAAAAUGUUAUCUGUCUUUAGAGGGGAAGAUAUUGAGCUUAUACUUCAAGAACUAAUUGACCCUCCUUUGGUCGAGAGGAUUCAUGGUGCAGUUCAAAGUUUAAAAGAAAUAGGGGCGCUAGACAGUCAAAUGGAACUGACAGCUUUAGGAUAUCAUUUGGGCUCUAUCCCAGUGGAUGUCAGAAUAGGCAAGCUGAUUUUAUAUGGCACCAUAUUCAGGUGUUUGGAUGCUACAUUAACCAUGGCUGCCAUAUUAAGCUACAAAUCACCAUUCGUGAACCCUUUUAAAAAAAGGCAUGAGGCAAAGAAAAUGAAGUUAAUUCUUUCUGAGCACAGUUCUGAUAUUCAUACAAUGCUGAGAGCCUACAAGGAAUGGUGGCAAGCAAGAGAUGAAGGGAGAGCAGCAGCAUUUAGUUUUUGUAAAAAAUAUUUUUUAUCAUCUAAACAUUUAGAGAUGAUUUGUGCUUUGAAACAACAGUAUGUGGAGAUACUAUCUAGUAUAGGCUUCAUUAGAAAAGGAAUCAAGCUUAAAGAUGUCCAGACAUCUGCAACAUACAGUUCUGAUGGUGUUGCUUUAAUAACUGGCAAAAAGGUGAACCUGAACAAUGAGAAUAAUGAACUUCUUUCAGCCAUGUUGGUUGUGGCCCUUUAUCCUAAUAUGGCACAUGGUGAAAUUGCAAUCUUUGAGAUAGAUAGCCAUCUCACCAUACAGUCUAAUGAUAUAGUGAACAUACACCCCAGCUCUGUAAACUCUGAAAUUGUAUUUGAAAUUGGAUCCUUUCUAGUUUACCAUGAAAAGGUCAGAACUAGUAAGGUUUACAUUCGAGAAUGUUCACUGGUGUCCCAGCUCUCAGUUCUGAUGUUUGCAGGCGGAUGUAUUGAAGUUGAUGUCAGCAAGGACCCUCCACUCAUCAGCAUUGAUGAUUUGAUCCAUUACAAGACCACUCAAUUAGAGGUUGCCUUAUCACUAAAAGCUCUGAGGUCUGAGUUGAACCAGCUUUUAUCUGAUGAAAUCAAAGAACCCUAUAAAAACCUGAUGUCAUCUCCAAAGGGCAAUGCUGUCAUUGCUUGCGUUGCUCAACUUUUGAGUGAUUCAACAAUUCCUGGCGUAUGUAAUUUCUUUGCAUAUAUCGAGCUGAUGGGCAUGAUGGACACAGAAGAUGAAGAGCAACAGCCCCAACUCUCUAUUUAAUUAUUGAAUGUGUCAAAUAAUGCUCCAGCUACAAAACCCUUUUUUGCUGAUGACCAAGCUUUACGUGGUCUAUUUGUUAUCUGCAAUGAAUCCAGAUAACUAUCAAAUUCAAUGCUUAUUAUUGAUGAAUGUCUCUUUUCUUCUUUGACAUUUUCCAUUUUUAUCAGGCCUUCCAUUUUCAUCAGACCUUCCACAUUCAUCAGACCUUCUAUAUUCAUCAGACCUUCUAUAUUCAUCAGACCUUCUAUAUUCAUCAGACCUUCCACAUUCAUCAGACCUUCUAUAUUCAUCAGACCUUCCACAUUCAUCAGACCUUCUAUAUUCAUCAGACCUUCUAUAUUCAACAGACCUUCUAUAUUCAUCAGACCUUCCACAUUCAUCAGACCUUCUAUAUUCAUCAGACCUUCCAUAUUCAUCAGACCUUCCAUAUUCAUCAGACCUUCUAUAUUCAUCGGACCUUCUAUAUUCAUCAGACCUUCCAUUUUCAUCAGACCUUCUAUAUUCAUCAGACCUUCCAUUUUCAUCAGACCUUCUAUAUUCAUCAGACCUUCUAUAUUCAUCCCUCUUGGCAAAUGAAACUGCCAAACUUGAUCUUGAAAAAAAAAAAAGUACUCAACAGACCUUACAACUCUAACAGUUGUAAAAUUAGCUCCCUUAUUUAUUACUCUUCUGUGAGCAUGGCAAUCAAAGACAAAAAUGAGCAUUGGAUAGUUUGCUUUUUGAAUGAGUUCUGAUGAACCAUACGCAAGGCUAGGGAAACCAUAAUCUGUUAACAAAUAAAAUAUGAAAAUAGCUCUAUACAAUUUUAUCUUGGAUAUCAUUUUGUUUCUUUUUUUUUCCCUUACUUUAAAAAUGUCAUUAUGCUUCGCAACACAUCAACACUUGUUUAAUUCAGAGUUAAUAUUUUUGUUAUUAGAAUUUGAUUUUUUUAACUGACUUAGAUAAUAAAUUCCUGUAUUCUAUGUUAAAAAUUAAUACUAGUAUGGUAUAGGGAGUUUCUGAAGUGAAUUCUCUACAGUUUACAAUGUAGAGUCAUUGCUGUGGUACGUUGGCUACCUUGUCAUGAGAUAUACACUUUGGACUGCCAAAUUGAUGGUCCCAAGUUUGAACUCUCCCUGCAGGUAACAGUCUUCAUGUCUAAAGGGAUGGCUGAAGUUUAUAGUACAAACAAAAAGGUGCAAGUAGUUAGUAAUUUUCUUGCUCCUAGUUUAUUUGGGAAUUCACACUUACCUGGUGAUUCUCUACUAGUCUAACUAAUCUCUGUGAUCAUGCCCUUGAUGAAGAAAAGGUGUCAAUUUCUAUUAUAACUUUUGUUAAUUCUAGGCCUACAUCAGUUUAUUAUUAAUUAAAAAUAUUUUGUUAAACAUUUACAAUUUAUUUUAAUGUAUAAAUAUAUGCUGUUUUAUCAUUUACAUGACAGGAAUGUCUUGUAAAACAUGGAGAUGGUUUUCUAACUGCUGGUUGUUCAAUAUUGAAUUUGUUUCAUAGAUUCAUAUCUAGUCAUUUAUGUGAGUAUUUCAAUGUAUAAAACCUUUUCUUGUAAAUGAAUUAUUGUUUACACUGUUGAUAUCAUGAUACAUGUCUGAUUACAUAUCAAGCAGUGAUGAGUGUUUUAAUAGAAUUUUUGAAAUUCUAAAUAUUUUGUUGUUUUUUUUUAGUAAUUUGAGAGGACUGUUGGCACACCACUAUUUAAUUAAUUUAGAAUCUAAGUGCAAAUAGAAGAAAAGCUGUUGAAGUUCUCCAUCUAAUGUAAAAAAAAAAGUUGUUCCCCUUGCAUGCAUUUUUUAUUUGCAAAAGUUGUCAAAUACUGUUUUUUGUUGCAUUAUUGUAAAAAAUGUAUAAGUCAGUAUAACUAAAUUCUAAACUUUAUUUUUAAGCAUGCAGUGGCUUAUUUGGAUCAUAAACAGUGUUGGACUGAAGCAAAAUUAUUUUCAAAUCUUUCAGUUAUUUUUUUCUACAGUGUCAUCUUUACAUACUUGAAAAAAUUUGUAGAUGUCUUGAGCUUGUUCACCAAUCAGGUGUAAUAAUGAAGCUUUUUUCACAGGCUCAGGCUUCGUAUUCUUUUCAGUGAGAACAAAAUCUAAUAAAAUACUCAGAAAGUCACAAAGAAAAAGGAACAUUACUCGUUCCAUAUGCUAGGACAAAUUUGUACAAAUACUCCAUCUUCCCUAGUGCUAUUAGAGCAUGGAAUGGGUUGCCUGAGCCAGCCAGGUAAACCAAUGACUUGGGAUAAGUCAUUGGUUAAUAUGCAUGACUAGAUGCAUGAUGCGUAAGACAUAAUCCGUCUUCUUUUUUGAAGUAAUGUCUGUAUUCUAUAAGAAGAAGAAGAAACCCUAAACAUUUCAGAACUUUGUCUCCUCCUUUUCCAUCUCACAGACAGAUUUAGUGGCAACUGUUUAGGAGAGUCAAAUUAUUCGUAUAGAUCUAGAGUCUAUAACAAACCUAAUACUGAAUUACUGCCCCAUCUGAUUUCAAAUAAUUAUCUAAAUUUACAUUAAACAAUUUAAAAACCACAAUAUGACACCACGUUCUGUUACUACUACUUACUACAUAGAAAUAAAUUAAUGUAGACUAAUAAAGACAAUUAAUUAAUAGAGAUUUCGUCUUUAAUAAGAGUAAACAUUAAAAACUCUUAUUAUGACGUCACAUCCUUUCAAGUACUUUUCACAAAACAUCGGCAACAAAUAAUGAUGCAGCAUAAAUAUAUGAGCACAAACAUGCUUAAGAUUGCCUGUAUUAGUUUCUGUUCCCAUCACUGGUCCAGUCAUUUUAAGUUUGUAUAGGUAUAAAGCCUUAGAUAAUCUAGAUCUAAACUCAUCUUGUUAACAAGAAACCACUCAAUACCUAAAUGACAGUCUACUUAAAUUUAGUUUAUUAUAUAAUGAUAAUCAAACUUCUGAAAUUAGGUGUCAUGGGUUCAAAUCUCAGUGAAGACUGGGAUUUCGAACUUCUAGAUUUUUAGGACGUCUCUGAGUCCUCCCAACUCUAAUGAGUACCAUUUGUAAGCCUCCAUGCACUAAGGCCCCGUACUGGGAUUAAUCCCUUACAACACGGUCCAGGUAUCUGGCAGUGUUCUUUAGGGUCUCUGUCUCCGUACAGAGCGAGACCCCCGCAUGCACCACUUCUGUUUCAAGACUAGUCAUAUCGAAAGCUAUUCUGAGCACCCUGCACUCGCAGAGGAUGUGUUCAACGGUUUCGUCUUCCACAUGGCAGUAUCGACAUCUGGGAUCGUGAUUCUCUCGGAUCCUAGCAAAUAGGCUCCUAUCGGACAGUGUCCAGUGCGGAAUCGUGCCAAGAUUGCUUGCUCCUUUCUGUCUAGCUGCCACCACUCGUCAUUUUUGUUUAGGCGUUUGAGAACUCUCCAGACUUCCUGUCCCGUGCUACAAAAGUCCCAGCUGUUGUACCAUUUGGAUUUGAUCCAUUCACAAAUCCUCGCUUUUGCACUUUCGUAUGUUUGUGGCUCCUCUGGUGGGUCUAAAGGCGUUCCUAGCUUCGCCAAACUGUUGGCCCUCUCAUUUCCUUUGAUUCCACAAUGCGAUGGAACCCAUUGCAUCACCAUACGGACCUGAUAGUUCCUCUUGAGGCGCUCCACGCACUCCAUAGUUUUUGCCAAUUGUGUAGGCCAUAUCUCUGGGCUCUCGAGAGCUUGCAGGCAGUGAGUCUGUAAAGAGAGUUACAUUGGCCGGUGUCGCAGUUCCUUCCUCAAUACGUCUUUCAGUAUGCUCCAAGGCAUUCUUGAUUCCUUUUAUUUCCGCAAUGUAGUUGCUUUCUCCUGCACAUGGGCCUACUAGUUCGUCGUUUGCUGUUGCACUGGGGAACUGACAUUUGUUGGGUAAAGUAAGGGCGGUUGGUCGUCAUGCUGAUCACAUGACACCCUCAUUAUCUGUCAGACAUAGAAACAGAUGACCUUUACAUCAUCUGUCUUCAUAGAUUUUAAGGUCUGAAAGUGGUGCUUUUACUUUUUGCAAUCAAUUUAUAACAUAAAACUGCUAAAAAAAAAUAUUAUUUUACUGAUACAUUAUUAUUUUGUAGUCCAGAUAAAGGAAAUAAUGACUUGUUUUUAAUCUGUGUCAUAUUUUUUAAAUUGGUUUUGUAUAGUGUAUCUUUCAUGCUCUAGUGUGUUCAGUGGGUUAGGGUCCUAUUUCUUUUGUGGUCAUGUGGUGGAGGGAGAAUAUUUAUUUAUAUUUAUAUCUCUUUGCUUUUGUCAUUUAUGAUUUUAAACUAUAAAAGAAACAAUUUUGAAUGUAUACUGUGUAUAACUUAUUUUAAGUUCUAUUGUAAUGUUUCAUAUGUUGAUCAAGUAUAUUGAUAUGUUAUGACCAUAAUUGAUUAAUUUUCUGGAUUAAAUGUUUGUUGCGUAAUAUUACAAUAACCAGCAGGACAUUUUCCUUAAGAAUAUUUUUUUUUACAAAAUUUGAAUCUAGUCAUCUAGAAUAUUAUAAGAAUAUCCCAUGUUUGAAUCCUGCUCACUGCUAACCCCCAUCGUCUUGCGGGAGUUUUGGGUCUUGGAUGUAAUUAUCUGAAGGAACACCUGAAACAUGUAAAACAAUUAUAGGGAGAUUUAGGUAACUUAGUGAAUAUUUAGUCAAACUGAUUCAUUGUUGCCAAACUUAAAUCAGCUCACUCUGUCUACUCUUUAUUUUUUCCACUUCCAGUCUCGGAUCAAGUUCAAACUUUGCACAAUUAUUCACUAGCAUUGACAGCACAAUUAUUCACUGGCAUAUUCACUGGCAUUGACAGCACAAUUAUUCACUGGCAUUGACAGCACAAUUAUUCACUGGCAUUGACAAGACAUGAAUCAAUAAAAAAAUAUGUAGCAAUUAGUCAAUUAAUUACUGGUAAUUAAUUAUUUUAGUAUGAAACCAAACGGGAAGAGUAAUCCUUCAGUAUUCACACACAUAUGGCUUAUUAGGUAGGGUAUGGUCUCCCUAGAUAGUUUUACAAAUGAUUUCUUCCACAACCGUUCUUGGAUCAAUUUGAAACAUUAAACAAUUAUUUAUUGUAUUGUACCUAACAAAAUAUGAAUCAAUAAAAAAAAUUAUCAAUUAGUUUAUCAAUUAUUAGUCAUUAAUUAUUUUGUUUGAUAUUGAAUAAGGGAAAUAUCAUUUACAUCAUUGAUGAUAUAGGUGUAAGUGUGGAGUUCUUCUCUUAGAUAACCUAUUUUUUUUAAACAUAAAUAAAAGGAUUUAUUAUAUUUUGCUUGUUUUAAUAAAUAUAUUUGAUCUUAAUUAACAUUUAAAAAAUAUUAUACAUAUG
This is a messenger RNA of Biomphalaria glabrata, 8314 nucleotides long. RefSeq names its product putative ATP-dependent RNA helicase DHX57. Gene Ontology annotation, molecular function: RNA binding; ATP binding. The transcript is spliced from 25 exons. The record is from RefSeq and is a predicted model, not a curated record. Gene Ontology annotation, cellular component: intracellular anatomical structure. The coding region runs from base 260 to 3058 and encodes 932 amino acids. NCBI's taxonomy places the organism in Eukaryota, Metazoa, Mollusca, Gastropoda, Planorbidae.